Molecule: messenger RNA, 987 nt
Organism: Dufourea novaeangliae
Lineage: Eukaryota; Metazoa; Arthropoda; Insecta; Hymenoptera; Halictidae
Gene: WRNexo
Product: Werner Syndrome-like exonuclease
Exons: 7
Coding region: 162-920 (252 amino acids)
Biological process (GO): nucleobase-containing compound metabolic process
Molecular function (GO): nucleic acid binding; 3'-5' exonuclease activity
Source: RefSeq, a predicted model, not a curated record
GCUCACUUGUACAAGUAUAGAAUUAGCGGCAAAACUUGGACAACGAAUAAUUGUGAAGUUAUAUAGAAAAGAUUAUAAACAAUUUGUAACGUUCAGUUUUUCAUUUUUAUGGACUUAAUUGUGGUAUAAUAGCCGUAAAAAUUUUCUUUUCCUUAGUUAUAAUGACUCGUGUCUCUGAAGAGCAAACAAUAGAGAUUCAAAAAAAUACAGUGCGGCGAUCUUCUAAAAAUCUUCCAACACAUUUAAAGGAAAACGACAAACAGAAGCUAGUUAUAGAAAGAGAGCCUGAUAUCUGUCUUUUACAACCUAUUAUAUUCAAGGGAUGUAUUAAUUAUACUAAUGAUUUUAAUGAUUGUGCUAUGAUCUGUGAUGCUAUAAUACAACAAAUAGAAAGUUGUAAUAAUGAGACAGUUCCAAUAGGAUUUGAUUUGGAAUGGCCUUUUAGUUUUCAGACUGGAAGUGGAAAAACUGCUUUAGCACAAAUUUGUUGGAAUAACGAUGUCUGUUAUUUAUUCCAUGUAUAUUCGUUAAAAAAAUUACCUGCUGCAUUUACAAUUUUAUUAAGUCAUCCAAAGGUAAAACUUGUUGGAGUAAAUAUUAAAAAUGACAUUUGGAAAUUAGGAAGAGAUUUCAAAGAAUUUCCAGCCCAGAAGGUUGUGGAAAGUAAUUGUUUGGACAGUGGUACAUUUGCAAACAAAGUAUUAAAUAGAUCCUGUCGCUGGAGUUUAGAAAAAUUAACAGCAUAUUUGUUAAACAAAAAAAUUGAUAAGAAUCCAAAAGUAAGGAAAAGUAAUUGGCAUAUUUAUCCUUUAAGUGUAGAACAAAAAACUUAUGCUGCAACAGAUGCCUAUGUUUCAUGGCUUUUGCAUAAUACUAUACAAGAGAAAGCCAACAAAAAAGCAAUGGAGGAAAAUAUGUAAUGUGACAAUCUUCAAGUUACAUAAGCAUAUAAAGAUAUGAGAAACUAGGUCCAAAAAUUACAUAAUC